AGUAACGUGUAGUCUUUACUUUCGAACUACAAAUACUGAGGGAAGUACUUCCUGUGUCGCUGUGCACGUGCACAGACUGCUACUAGUUGACCUCGAGUUAAAACCAAAAUAUGUUUUCUCAGUGUAACACAUGAAAACGGAAGCAGUAUGACUAAAAAGAGUCACAGAAAUUUGAAGAAGAUAUGCACAACCGCGCACGUUUUCUUAUCUUUUUCCAGUACAUUGGAACAAAAUACAGUGGUGCAGCCAAAGUGCCUCCAGAUCAACUUCAAAUGGGGAAGAAAGGUAUUCAGGACCACUUGGAGGAAGCCAUAAUGAGGCUGAAACCAGUAACCCCCCUUUUUCUGAGAGUCUCCAGCAGAACAGACAAAGGUGUCCAUGCUAUCUGUAACACUGCCCACUUUGACCUCCAGUGUGGGAAUGACAAGCCCCUGUUUACUGAAGAGAUUCUUGUAGAGGCUCUUAAUUACCAUCUUGCAUCAGAGCAAAUCCAGGUCACCCGUGCUCAACGUGUUCCAGAUGAUUUCCAUGCUCGAUUCCGUGCCCAGUCUCGCACCUACGUCUACCGCCUCGCUCUGGGAAUCUCCCACCCCACUCUGCUGCCUGUCACAGAAAGAGAUCUGUGCUGGAACCUCCACAGUCUGAAGCUCGAUUUUGGAGCCAUGCACGAGGCUGCCGCCCUGCUGCUUGGGACUCAUGACUUCAGCAGUUUCAGGGCACCUGAUUCUAAAAUGGCUUUGAAAAGCCCUGUUAAGACAAUGGAUGUGGUGAGCUUACAGCCAGGAAGCUCCUUUGCACGCAUACACUUCCACAGAGAUGUUCCUUUUUGGGAGCUGACGUUUAAAAGCCGAUCCUUUCUCUAUAAGCAGGUGCGUAGAAUGGUGGGGGCCAUUGUGGCAGUUGGUCUGCAAACAUACUCAGUGCCACAACUGAAGUCGCUACUGGACGCUCGGGACUCUAUGAUGUACCCCUCGUGGAUGACUGCACCACCUCGUGGUCUCUUCCUCACCCGGGUGGAGUACAGAGAGUCAGACUUGCAGCUUUCACAACAGUCCUCAGAGGAUCAGCUCACCUCCAGUGGAAACUUAGAAGAUUGAGUGCUGCUUGAAAUACUGUACUUUCAGUUAUCAUGGGAGGUCUGUGGAUGUCACCAAAUAAUUCUUGGUGAUAGUGUAACUGACAUCAGCAGUGACAAACAUUCAAAUACGUUUAAAGGAGAAAUGAGUAUUUUCAACAAUCCAGGAGGUUGUUCUUUAACCUUAUGCAGUGUUCUUUUAUUGUCUACAGUGCUGGUCAGAAUGAAUUGUACUUCUGAAUGUUAAAUACAGAAUUAAAAAUCUGAUUAGAAAUAAAUGCAGAUAAAUUUUGUAUAUUCAGAACAUUUAAUAAAAUGUCCAAAACUUAGUGAAUAACAAACAAAAAAUAAUUGUAUAUAUCUAAGUACUAAAAUGGAUAGUACUCCUGUGGGUUC
This is a messenger RNA of Thalassophryne amazonica, 1471 nucleotides long. It is a transcript of the gene pusl1, whose product is annotated as pseudouridine synthase like 1. The transcript is spliced from 8 exons. The record is from RefSeq and is a predicted model, not a curated record. Gene Ontology annotation, molecular function: pseudouridine synthase activity; RNA binding. The coding region runs from base 183 to 1097 and encodes 304 amino acids. Lineage: Eukaryota; Metazoa; Chordata; Actinopteri; Batrachoidiformes; Batrachoididae. Gene Ontology annotation, biological process: tRNA pseudouridine synthesis.